Molecule: messenger RNA, 1602 nt
Organism: Melospiza melodia melodia
Lineage: Eukaryota; Metazoa; Chordata; Aves; Passeriformes; Passerellidae
Product: killer cell lectin-like receptor subfamily G member 1
Exons: 6
Coding region: 55-747 (230 amino acids)
Biological process (GO): regulation of natural killer cell mediated cytotoxicity
Cellular component (GO): cell surface; plasma membrane
Molecular function (GO): signaling receptor activity
Source: RefSeq, a predicted model, not a curated record
UGGGAAAGGGCUGUCGCUGCCCCGAGGGCUGCAGAGCAGGAGAGCGCUGAGGGGAUGGACGAGGGUGUCAUGUACGCCGACCUGCGCUUUCCCCCCACACCAGCCUCUCAGCAGCGAGUGCGCCUGCCCUGGUGCUGGGCAGCCCUCAGCCUGGGUAUCCUCUCCCUGACACUGCUGCUGGCACAGAUCAUCCUUGUCAGCCUGAGUUUCCAGUAUUUAGUGCAACAACAGACAAGCUGCACAGACGGUCUCUGGAGAAUAGAGGAGAGCCCCAGCUAUGGGAAACAGACACUGGGAGGGCAGUGCCAGUUUUGCCCGGUUGGCUGGCUCUGGGAUGCGGGGCAGUGCUACUACUUCUCCUCUGCCAGAAAGAGCUGGGAGCAGAGCAGAGAGGACUGCUGCUCCAGAGGGGCACAGCUGGUCACCAUCCAAGCCAACAGCACCCUGGCGUUCCUGGUGCGCACAGCUAACAUGGACGCCUUCCACGUGGGGCUGAAGCAGGAUGGCUUCAGGUCUGACUGGAAGUGGCUGGAUGGCACUACGCUGGAAUGGAUCUUCCCAGUCCAGCGCUACACCAGGUCCUUCCAGGCUUGUGGCAGGGUGUCAGGCUUGGGACUUUUAGGUGGUGCCUGCACAGACGCCCUCAGAUGGGUCUGCAAGCAGAGUGCAGCCACCGUGCAGUGGCUCCAGUCCUCGCCUCCUGCCUUCGUCUGGGGAAACACCACCUACAGCUGUGUGAGGCCCUGAUGGCCAGGGUGACCCCCAGCCUGUGCCACCACCCCAUUCCCUGCCUGACCCCAGGGCACGGGCAUUCCCAGACUCUGCUGCCUCCUGGCACAAACCUCUUUACCCUCCAGAACUCUGCACUUUGCCAAUAAACUCUGCCGAUAACUGCAGCUGGCUUUGGGGUGUGGGGGUGGGAGGAUGGAGGUGCAUCCUCCAGCUCCCAGACUCGGUGGCAUCACUCACAAGUGGGAAAUUGCGUCCUGUGGCCAGGAGCCAGCAUUGAGCCAGCAGGAAUCCAAGCAUCCCUGUGCCCAAAGGCAGCGUUCAGCAGCAGCUCCCGUUCAGGCUGGCACAGGUCCCAUGAAGGCUCUGGGCUUUCUGAUCCUGCUGGUUUCCUGGGGCUUUUGCUUCCUGGGUCAUGCUGCUGAGAGGUGACCCUCUGCCUCUGCAUCCCAAGGAGGACUUGGGCUGGGCAGCACUUGUUUGCUGGUGCCUGCCUAGUCUGAAGAGGUUCCAGCAAACAUCCUCACUUUGGGUGAUGUGUGAGGGCCUAAAAGGCCUGCUAGGGCUUGAUUUGGAGUUGUUUGGUCCUAGAGGCUGUUCUGGUUUUGGUGUAGACCACUGGGUUUUUCCAGCAGCCUGCAGUUCUGGGACAGACCUUGCUGGGACUCUCUCCCAGCACAUGCAAAAUACCAAACCCCACAGCCAGGGCAGCCUGUCAGCCUGAGCAGCACUGGGAGGUGCAUGGGGAAGGGUAGGCCUGUACCCAGGGGCUUGGGCCCUUCACAACGCAGAGCAUGCUGAGCAGGAGGGAAGUCAUUCACUCCCCACCCCCUAAAAUGAGAAUAUGUGGAGGAAAAAAAAGACUUUUUUGCA